Amoebophrya sp. A25 is the source of this 1538-nucleotide messenger RNA. The record is from the annotation of a GenBank genome assembly. NCBI's taxonomy places the organism in Eukaryota, Dinophyceae, Syndiniales, Amoebophryaceae.
AUCGAAAGCGCCAAGACCAAUCCUCGACGAAGAGGAAGGAAAAACUCUCUCAGCACUUUCUGUCAUUGUGUUUGUGACAUGUUGCACCUGGUGUUGUUCGACAUAUGAUUGCGUUCUCGCUUUUCACGGAGGAAGAACCCAUGCUGUCCUCGCUACGGACAUAUAAGAUCAGCGUAAUGAGUGUGACAACUGACAAGAACUCGGGGCAGUGCAGCUACUUGGAUGAGAACGUAGUUUUCUACUCAGUGUUUAACCACGCUCACGCACUGUAAUGAGAGUGACGAGCUAGUACUUAUGGUUGCAUCAAGAAUGACGCAGUCGCAGAAGUUUCGUAUCUUAUGCCUGCAUCCGAAGAACAGCAAUGCUAUCCUAUUCAAUUAUGGAAACUACAAUCUUGUCUACUAGUCGUAGUCCAAGAGGAAGGUCAAGCCUUGCUCCUCCACCCUCUAAUUCAACACGGAACUUUCGGAGUUGCAACAUGUGGUAAAAAGAAGACUGGCAGACACCGGAUUCGAAGCAGAUGGAGUUGAAUGGCAUUUUGUCGACGCACCGAACCUUGUUAAACUACCAUAUGUUAUGGCUAAGCGCUAGGGCUAAUGUUGAGAUGAUGAACUUCUUAGCAAGUACGACCUACUAGUACCAGUGUACUAAUAGAAGUAAUAGUUAUAGUUGUGACAACUGCUACUCUAUUAUUGAUACUGUCCACAAGUAGAACACGAUACCUGCGCAUGUUGACGAGGAGCCUGGCUGCACUUGUUAGUAUCAUAGUUCGCUGUCGACGUGAGCGUGACAAGAACAUUCCCAACAACCGAAGCACAUCUAAACCUACGGCAGAACAGGCUCAAGCAGACGGCUCCUCGAACGAUGGACCAGGCCGUGUCUGGUGGCACUUGCCCGAUGGGCAUAGAUCUUACACCGCAGAGGCCUAUUUUGGAGACGAUAAAUCGCUGAAAAGGAUUGAAGAUGCCCUCUCAACAUUGAAGGGGCAGCAAAGCGAUGAUGCAACUAGUGGGUAUGAUGGCAUCCUCGGUUUUUCUCAAGGUGCCAUGAUGGCAGCGAUUAUUGCUGCAAGAAAUGUAGAGAAACUGAAGUUCGCCCUUCUAUUUGGCGCUGCUUUACCAAAACCAUAUGAAAAUUUUUUGGAAGAAUUUAGACUUUCUGGUCCUUCUAUUUCUAUUAGAAUAAGUGGCACUUCUGCUUCUCCUUCGACUAGUACUACAACUACUAUUAGUACUACUCCUAGUGGUAGUGAAGCCAGUGCCACUCGUUCUAUUUGUAGCGUAUUAUCAGUUUUGAGUAAGAAAGACACGAUUAACCCUCCUGAAAUGGGAGAGUGGGUUGGAAAACGUGUUGGAGGUGAAGAUGCAAAGACAAUAUGGCAUGAUGAAGGUCAUGUGAUUCCAACAAAUAGUCUGGUCUUAGAGGAAAUUGCAGCUUGGCUUUUGUCGUUCGGAAAUCUAAAUCACUGAUGGGCGUUUCUGUCAAACUACGUAAAUAAGCCAAAGAAAGGGAAGUGUCAGGCGAGUGGCACUGUCAUU